Molecule: messenger RNA, 1248 nt
Organism: Cyprinodon tularosa
Lineage: Eukaryota; Metazoa; Chordata; Actinopteri; Cyprinodontiformes; Cyprinodontidae
Gene: rpp38
Product: ribonuclease P/MRP 38 subunit
Exons: 2
Coding region: 124-975 (283 amino acids)
Biological process (GO): tRNA 5'-leader removal
Cellular component (GO): fibrillar center; ribonuclease MRP complex; nucleolar ribonuclease P complex
Molecular function (GO): ribonuclease P activity; ribonuclease P RNA binding
Source: RefSeq, a predicted model, not a curated record
UCUAAACUUUUAAAACAAAAAUAAAACAUGGCUGCGCCCUGUGUGCUCGGUGCUCCACUCAGGCUGUGAAAUAAACAUUAAAACGGCUUUUGAUUUCAGUCAGUUUAAGGUUUUAGAUGAGACAUGGCAGCUGCAGCAAAACCGUCUAAGAAGGAGCUCAAAAAGCAACUUCAAAGUAAAACUUCCUUCACAUCACCCUUCAGUGCACAAUGGAGCCCGCUUCCACAAAAAGAAAAGGAUUUCAUCCUGACAACUUUAAAGGACAAAAUUGUCGCCACAGGUCUGGAGAAGAAGGAGGUGAAGGUGUGUCGUCAGUGGAGGAAGAAAAAAGAGAUUGAAGGAGAUGCUGCUGAGGAACCUGCUCCCCAGGAAGUCCAGGGACUUGAUCCCACUAGAAGCGGCUGGACAGAUGUGGCAGCUAGACGGCAGCUGGCCAUCGGCAUCAAUGAGGUCACAAAGGCACUGGAAAGAAACCAGCUCCAGCUGCUUCUUGUUUGCAAGUCUGUCAGACCGCAACACAUGACGAACCACCUGAUCGCUCUGAGUGCGACGAGGGGCGUUCCGGCCUGCCAGGUUCCCCGCCUGAGUGAGAGCAUAGCAGAGCAGCUGGGGCUCAGAAGCGUCCUGGCUCUGGGGUUCAGACAGUGUUCUGAAGAACAUGAGGUGUUCAAAGACACGGUUGACGCUAUUAAACCCAGGGUGCCUGUACCGGAUGUUGAUUGGCUGAAAGGUGAAGCAGCUAGAGUGACCUCUGAGCUCUCAGAUGGUCAGGAGGAGGAGGAGGGAGAAGAGCAAAUGGAAGAAGGGAAAGAGGAGGAAGGUGGGAGAAAACCACAAAAACGGAAACUGGAGAUUGAAUCUGAGGUCAAAGAGUCUGCUUUAACCUGCACUCUGCAGCCGCUGAAAGUAAAGAGAACAAUUCCUAAUCCUGCUAAGAAAAGAAAAAUUAAAGUGAAAAAACAGAAAACCAAAUAAGAAAUUCUACUCUUACAGCACAGUGGAUCCCAUUGUUCUUUGUCUGGAACAAUCUGUUAGCGUAUUUUUUGAUUUUCUUUUUUAAUUUGCAUUAUUUAAACUAUCCAAACCUCAUGGUAAACAUGAAGCUUUACUGUUGAGCUGAUCCUUUUACUGUUUGGUCGUGAAACAUGACAACAGUUUUCAGUUGCAGCUGUACGUUUAAACCUUUUUUUUUUUUAUAAUACUUAUAAGUUGCUCUAUUGCAAAAUAAAGUUUUUAUUUUAAAGCUAA